AGUUUAUAAUUGGUGCACGUCCCCUUCCCUAUGGAUCUCACCGAGGACGAGAACGUCGAGCGCAUGUCGAGUGGACAGCUGUACAUCCCUGGCAAGGCGAGACUGGAUGAGCUCAGGACCACAGCUAGAUUGUGGUGUAGAGAGUUCAAUGCCACCGAUGACUCCGUCACUGGUGUCUGUCCGCAACGAGAAGAGCUCAUGAAAGGUUUCUUCGGAGCGUGCGGUGAAGGAGCGGUUAUUGAACCUCCCUUCCGAUGCGAGUACGGCUUCAAUGUAUUCAUAGGGGAUGGUUUUUACGCUAACUACGACCUUGCUAUACUGGACUGUUGCCCAGUCCGUAUCGGGAACAAUGUUCUACUCGGUCCAGGCGUACAUUUGUACACAGCGGAGCACCCGCGUUCCGUUGCCGGGCGGGCUACCUGUGUCGAAUUUGGCGCACCAAUUACGAUAGGAGAUGACGUGUGGAUCGGAGGCCGUGUUGUGGUCCUCCCAGGAGUCACCAUCGGGUCAGGCUGCAUUAUAGGAGGUGGCAGUGUUGUUACCAAGGAUAUCCCUCCGCACACGAUCGCGGCUGGCAAUCCAUGUAGACCUAUCAAGGCGGCCCCUAUGGAGCCUACCGAUGAAGAGAAGGAAUUUUUCAAGAAGUAUGGGAUACCGUACGACUCGCGAAGUCCUUGCGUUCACUAGAAGACUGUGUCUGCGUUCACUCUACAGUUGUUAUGAAGUUUGACUC
Molecule: messenger RNA, 733 nt
Organism: Perkinsus marinus ATCC 50983
Lineage: Eukaryota; Perkinsozoa; Perkinsida; Perkinsidae
Product: Maltose O-acetyltransferase, putative
Exons: 5
Coding region: 31-687 (218 amino acids)
Molecular function (GO): acetyltransferase activity
Source: RefSeq, a predicted model, not a curated record